AUGUACGCUCUUAACAGCAACCUGCCCUUUGCGUCCUUUUCCUUCGGCUUUUCCCUUCCCGCCCGAAGUUUUCCCCGUCCUCUUUUCACACGUUACAUCAACCCCGCAGGGUGGCUGCAGCAGAAACCCUCCGAUGCUCUCUUGGCUGACCUGGAGACAACCACCUCCCAUAUCUCCAAACGGCCGGUUCUCCUCACUGAUUCCGGAGGAGCCCUGAACCAAGACAGGGCUCCAGAACCCAAGCCAUCACCUCCACCUUACAAUCCUCAGCAGCAGGGAGGACCAACCAACAUGCCUGUAGAUCCUCUUCCAGCAUCUGCCCUGCAGGGUGGAAGUGACAAGGAACAUCUUUACAGCACUGUCUGCAAGCCACGUUCGCCCAAGCCCAAAGAAGGCGCUCCUCCGCCCUUCUCAUCCUCCAGUGGGGUGCUCGGAGCCGGGCUCUGUGAAUUGGACCGGCUCCUACAGGAACUGAACGCAACCCAGUUCAACAUCACAGAUGAAAUAAUGUCUCAGUUCCCAUCCAACAAAAGCUCUCAUGGGGACAAGCCAGAAGAUUUGCUAGAUGACAGUUCUCUAUCCCGGUUGUCUGCUCCUGCGUCAGCAAAACCAUCUGCCACUUCUGCCACUCUGGAACUGGACAAGCUCAUGGCGUCUCUCUCAGAUUUCCGGGUCCAGAGCAAUCUCCCAGGAGCUACAACCAGCACCAGCACCAGUACCACCACCACCACGGUGUCGCCGCCACCUGCUCCUGCCCGCGUGUCUUCAAUGCAGCUACCGGUGGUCUCGUCCAUUUGUCCCAGCCCGCCGGUCGCACCUCCACAAAUGUCUCCAGCCCAGCCGAGUGGGAACCUGGACAGCAUGCUGGUGAUGCUUGAAUCCGACCUCAGCCGCCAAGGCAUCUCAACCACAGCCAAGGGGCUUUGCGCUUCCUGCCAAAAACCCAUCGCAGGGCAGGUUGUGACAGCCCUGGGGAGCACUUGGCACCCGGAGCAUUUCGUCUGUACCCAUUGUCAGAAGGAGAUGGGAGGCAGCAACUUCUUUGAGAAGGACGGGGCCCCUUACUGUGAGAGGGACUACUUCCAGCUCUUCUCUCCCCGCUGUGGACUCUGCAAUGAACCCAUCCUGGAUAAAAUGGUGACCGCACUGGAUAAGAACUGGCACCCGGAGCAUUUCUGCUGUGUGAAGUGUGGGCGACCUUUUGGGGAGGAAGGCUUUCACGAGAAGGACGGGAAGCAGUAUUGCCGGCAGGACUUCUAUGAGCUGUUCUCCACCCGUUGCCAGGGGUGCAACCUGGCCAUCCUGGAGAACUACAUCUCUGCUCUCAAUGCCCUGUGGCACCCCGAAUGCUUCGUCUGCAGGGUAAGUGGGGACUUGGGAGCAGGAAGGCCGACCACAAGUCAAAAUACAUGUACACAGGAACCGGCAAGAAAGCCAACACAGCCACUCUUGAUUUCAAAACUUUUUGAAAAGGAAAGGAAAAAAACCCCCAGAAAACUGAAAGGAGUUGAAGGUCCAGUUUUUAUAGCUGUGUGUGUAUCUGUUAUGUCCCCCCUGCAGCCCUAAUUUGGAGGUUAUUUA
Molecule: messenger RNA, 1581 nt
Organism: Pogona vitticeps (central bearded dragon)
Lineage: Eukaryota; Metazoa; Chordata; Lepidosauria; Squamata; Agamidae
Source: RefSeq, a predicted model, not a curated record